AUGACAGAAACCAACUCACUCAAGAGAAAAAAAGUUUUAGAUCUCGAAGAAGACGAAUAUGUUCCUUAUGUUCCAAUUAAGCAAAGAAGAGAAGUAAAGCUUCAAAAACUUGCUAGUCAAAGACGUCUUCCCGAUUCGCAAAAAGACAGUGAAGUUGACGAUGAAAUUGAAGAAUCGGUUAAAGCUGGUCCUAAAGCUAACGUUAGUUUGAUUGAUCAGGCUGUGGAGGUUAAAAAGCAAAAAAUGAUAGAAGAUUCUUUCAAAACUGAUUCCGAAAAGAAACUCGAAGAGGAAAGAGCUAUUAUGGAAGCUGUUGCUCAACGAAAGCUUUUGGCGUCAGAUCGAGAACUCGCGAAAGGAAUUAUUUAUACUGAACCAAUGAAGACGACUUGGCAACCACCUCGUCACAUUCGUGAGAGGGCUCAAUCUGUACAUGAUGCAAUUCGUCAAAGAUAUCAUAUCCUUGUGGAAGGUGAAGAUGUUCCUCCACCAAUAAAACAUUUUAGGGAUAUGAAAUUUCCUUCCGCUAUGUUGAAAUAUUUGAAAUCUAAAAAAAUUCAUCGACCCACACCUAUUCAAGUUCAAGGUCUUCCUGUUGUAUUGGCUGGAAGGGACAUGAUUGGAAUUGCAUUUACAGGAUCUGGUAAAACCUUGGCUUUUUCUCUACCAUUGUUGAUGUUUGCUUUGGAAGAAGAAUGCAAAUUACCAUUGAUUAGAGGAGAAGGUCCAAUCGGAAUGAUUGUUUGUCCAUCGCGUGAAUUGGCAAGACAAACUCACGAAGGAAUCUGCUCAACGAUUGACUUUUUAGUUAGGGAUGAUUAUCCAAAGUUGCGACCUUUGUUAUGUAUCGGUGGUAUAUCUAUGUCGGAUCAACAGAAUAUCUUAGCAGAAGGAAUACAUAUUGUGGUUGCGACUCCAGGAAGAUUAAUGGACAUGUUAGAAAAGAAGAAAUUUAAUCUGGAUCUUUGCAAAUUUUUAUGUUUGGACGAGGCUGAUAGGAUGAUUGACAUGGGUUUUGAGGAUGAUGUUAGAAAUAUCAUGUCUUACUUUACGAGUCAACGCCAAACCUUACUAUAUUCAGCCACUAUGCCAAAGAAAAUUCAAGAUUUUGCACGAUCUGCGUUAGUCAAACCUGUGAUUGUCAAUGUUGGUCGUGCGGGCGCUGCAAAUUUGGAUGUUAUUCAAGAGGUAGAAUAUGUGAAGCAAGAAGCGAAGAUUGUGUAUCUCUUAGAAUGUUUACAAAAGACACCACCGCCUGUACUUAUUUUUGCAGAGAAUAAAAAUGAUGUGGACGAUAUUCAUGAAUACCUAUUGGUAAAAGGAGUUGAGGCUGUAGCUAUCCACGGAGGCAAGAGCCAAGAGGAACGUGAAUUUGCAAUACGAGCAUUUAAAGAAUACAAAAAAGAUGUUUUGGUUGCUUCUGAUGUUGCUUCAAAAGGUUUAGAUUUUCCGGAUAUUCAACACGUUAUCAACUAUGAUAUGCCGAAGGAAAUUGAAAAUUAUGUACAUAGAAUUGGUCGUACGGGUCGUUCGGGGAAGACAGGUGUAGCCACUACAUUUAUUAAUAUGAAUUGUUCUGAGCAGAUUUUACUUGAUUUGAAACAUUUACUGAGGGAAGCCAAACAACGAGUUCCCCCUGUACUAGAAGUUUUGGAGGAUCCAACAGAAAAAUUCAAAGACUUGUGUGGAG
This is a messenger RNA of Funneliformis geosporum, 1690 nucleotides long. The record is from the annotation of a GenBank genome assembly. NCBI's taxonomy places the organism in Eukaryota, Fungi, Glomeromycota, Glomeromycetes, Glomerales, Glomeraceae.